AGAUGUCAAAACAACCACAUGUAGCAUGGGCUGAGAGAUUAGCCAUGUGGUAGGUUAAUUUAACGUUUUAAGAACACAACAAAAGAGAUACAAUCAUGACAGUUAAUCGUAUGGAGAAUGAGCAUAGUGUAUUGUCUGCAGUUCUUGCUUUUAGCCGUAAAGAAGUUGUUUUAACUAACGUAGUGCUCUUGAAUGUCUCAGUAAACAGCAUUGUAAAUCUAACCCGGAUUACAACAGGGUGUGUUAAGGAACUAAAUCGGCUCAGGGGAAUCCAGGGCAUGAGGAGAGUACGUGGGGUGUGCUCCUGGACUCUCCUGACUGAUGGGUGUGGAAAAGACGCUUCUCAUCUGAUUGACUGUGCGUCUGCAGGAGAACUUCUCCGACUGCAGCCCAGACUUAAAGACAAUCGGCAUGGACCCGUCCUACCAGAAGCACUUUGCGGUUGCUGACUAUGUGAUAUUUGCAGUCCUGCUUGCUGCCUCUAUGGGCAUCGGGCUAUACCAUGCUCUUUCAGGCGGACGUCAGCGCACCACCCAGGAGUUCUUGAUGGCAGACAGGAGCAUGAGGUGUCUCCCUGUUUCCCUGUCGCUCAUCGCCUCAUUCCAGUCUGCUGUGGCAAUCAUAGGCGUACCAGCAGAAAUCUACACUCACGACUGCGGCUUUCGAGCACUUACCAGUAUCUUGAAAUGCGCUUCAGCAAAGCGGUGCGCAUCUGUGGGACUUUGACCUUCAUCUUUCAGACAGUUAUAUAUAUGGGACUUUGUGUGUACACCCCUGCCUUUGCAUUAAAUGCAGUUACUGGAUUUGAAUUAUGGGGAGCAGUGCUGGCCACUGGCCUAGUGUGCACAUUGUACACAACAAUGGGUGGUUUGAAGGCUGUCAUCUGGACAGACGUCUUCCAGACCGUUGUGAUGUUUGCAGGGCAGCUGGCCGUCAUCGUGGUGGGAGUGCAGCAGACUGGAGGAGUGUCUGAAGUCUGGAGGAAAGUCCGGGAAGGAAACCGCAUCUCCGCUCUCGAUUGAUAUAAUUACAGCAUGGUGAUUCAAGAAAAUUUUUAUAAAUAUAUUUUAAAUAUUUAUAUAUAUAUAUAUACUUUUACAACCACUUUUACUACGUUUUUCUCUUACUGCAGGUCUUGCUACAUGGCAUUUCCCUCCCUGCAGUUGGCUCUGGCUCUAAGUUGUGUCAUGGGACUGGUCAUGUUUGCACGUUACUGUGGAGAGGAUCCCUCUGACAAGCUGGGCACCUCUUCAAAGGAUGCCAUGGUGAUAUACUUUGUGAUGGACAUGCUGCAAGGUCUGCCUGGACUACCUGGACUGUUUAUCGCGUGUUUGUUCAGUGCAGCUCUCAGCACCAUCUCUUCUGCUUUCAACUCUUUGGCCACUGUGACAAUGGAAGACCUCAUCAAACCACAUUUCCCCACCAUGACCGAGGCAAGAGCAACCCUGCUGUCCAAAGCCUUAGCUAUGUCAUACGGGCUACUGUGUCUGGCCAUGGCCUAUCUCACUCACCUCAUGGGAGAUUCAGUUCUACAGGUGGCUUUGAAGAUCUUCGGGAUGGUUGGUGGUCCCAUUCUUGGUCUGUUUUGUCUCGGGAUGUUUUUCCCGUGGGCCAACUCCACUGGAGCGUUGGCAGGUCUGGGGGCCGGUCUGGCUUUGGCUUUCUGGGUUGGCAUCGGGAGCAUCGUCACUCGUAGCUCCAGCACAAGACCGUUGCCGCCCUGCAGAGCCGUCCUGCUGUCAGACAACACAACUACUGCCAUACACACAGCACUCCUUAAUGUCACUCUGAGCCGACCCUCUGGACUGAAGAGAUUUUACUCAUUGUCCUACAUGUGGUACAGUGCAUUCAACUGCUUCACAGUCAUUCUAAUAGGCCUGAUCAUCAGCUUCCUCACAGGCCCUAUGAAAGAAGAAGAUUUAACACCAGGCACAGUCUAUCCCUUGUUAGGGAAACUGCUUUGCUUUCUGCCUGAACACCUCAAAAAGAAGCUCUGCUGCGUGACUCCUCUGGGACACACGCUCUCAGCACAACAAAGGCCAUCACAAAACAAAGAAAGCAAUGGGCUGGUCUUCCCACGAGAGGACAGGACAUCACAGGAAGAGACGGACACAUUUUUUCCUGAGGCUCACACACCUCUUGUGGAGCAUGAAACAACUGUGUGAUAUCACAGCUGUUUCAUGUAUGGCUGGAGAACGGUUAAAAAGUCUUUACACUUAGCACUUCGACUCAACCAGUAUGUAUUUUUAUUUCUCUUUUUGUUGCCUUGGCUUUGUGAUGAACGAUGUCAUUUAAAUUUGCACUGUCAAAUGCUGCAACUAGGUCAAAGCUGAAUAAUGUCUAGUCAACACAGGGUUGUUUAAAGAAAAUGCUUUAGUGUGGCUAAGCCUGUUUUAAUUUGACAGAAACAAGUUUAAUUUAUGCAGUAUUUGUCAACUUAA
This is a messenger RNA of Perca fluviatilis (European perch), 2441 nucleotides long. RefSeq names its product solute carrier family 5 member 6 (gene slc5a6b). NCBI's taxonomy places the organism in Eukaryota, Metazoa, Chordata, Actinopteri, Perciformes, Percidae. Gene Ontology annotation, cellular component: membrane. Gene Ontology annotation, molecular function: sodium-dependent multivitamin transmembrane transporter activity. The record is from RefSeq and is a predicted model, not a curated record. Gene Ontology annotation, biological process: biotin transport; pantothenate transmembrane transport; sodium ion transport.